This is a messenger RNA of Macadamia integrifolia, 3054 nucleotides long. Its product is annotated as probable inactive receptor kinase At4g23740. Gene Ontology annotation, molecular function: protein binding; protein kinase activity; ATP binding. The record is from RefSeq and is a predicted model, not a curated record. The transcript has 2 exons. NCBI's taxonomy places the organism in Eukaryota, Viridiplantae, Streptophyta, Magnoliopsida, Proteales, Proteaceae. Gene Ontology annotation, biological process: protein phosphorylation. Bases 893 to 2881 code for a protein of 662 amino acids.
UACCUGCUCCCGCCAAUCGCUUCUUUUCAUUUCUCUCUCUCUCUCUCUCUCUCUCUCUCUCUCUCUCUCUUAAUUUUUCAACAUUUAUUUUUGUUUUUUAGUUUUCUGUAUUAGAUUCUGAUUAGUUGCAGAGUUGCAGUGAAAGAAUGAGAAGUUGGAUAAUCUAUAAACCCUGACGAGCUGUGAUUCUAAGACCUCCAAUGGCGAAUUCUUCGUUCUUUUUUUUUGUUUCGAGUACUCAAUCGAAGUGCAGGAAUGGAAUCCUCUCCGGCUUCUACGUAGCACGUUCAUUCUUUUAAUUGCUCUGUCCCCGCUCUUCUCUCUGUUUGCACAUGGAAGACAGUAGAUAUCUCUGUGGAAAUUUAUUGUUUACUUUGAUUCUCAACGCUUCCGUAAUGAUUGUUCAUCAAGCAAGAGCCAAGUAGAUAAGUAUAUGUAUAUUUUGGCUGCAGCUCUGAAUUCUUGAGAAUCGAGUCUGGUUUUCCUACUUUCAUUGUGAGAGAGGUCUCUGUUCUGUCUCUGAGAAUUGAAGAACAGAGGCUUCUCGCUUCUCGCUUCUGGUUGGUGAGAUUUGGAGAAGAAACUAAACAGUUUCAGGUUCCAUGGCUGUUCUUCCGAAAUAAUCGGUUCCGCUUUUCAGAGGGGAAGAACAAGGCUCCACUCUUCUGGCGAAAUUUGACUGAAGCAGUCUCUUUUCUGAACGAAACGGCUGAUUUAAAGUCUGAGAGUACUAUCAUUAAUUGAGGAAACGGCUCGAUUUUUAAAGAUAAAAGUCUAAAGAUCGAUUUUUUCUGCAUUUCUACUUCUUCGUUCGAAAGCACAUACUUGUCCGAGGAAAAGCGCUCGAUUUUUUGCAGUUUUUUGAAGAAGCAGCUCGUUAUUUUACAAUUCGAUGGAGAGAAUUGAUGCUCUGUUCAUUUUCUCUGCUAUUUUGUGGUUUGGGUUGCUUGUCUCUCCAGGAAAAGCCGAUCCGGUGGGGGAUAAACAAGCUUUGCUCACUUUCGUCAACAAUAUCCCUCACUAUCACUCUCUCAACUGGAAUGCGAAGUCACCUGUUUGCGGCAACUGGACCGGAGUGUUCUGCAGUGCUGAUAAAACUCGAGUUAUAGGUCUUCGAUUGCCCGGAGUUGGAUUUCAAGGUCAGAUUCCGGCCAACAGUCUCAGUCGCCUUACCGCACUUCAAAUAUUAAGCCUAAGAUCCAACUCUCUGUCUGGCCCUUUUCCUCCUGAUUUCUCCAACCUCGGAAGCCUAUCCGAACUCUAUCUUCAGUUCAACCAAUUCUCGGGCCCGUUGCCCUCAGAUUUCUCAGCUUGGAAAAAUCUCACCACCGUCGACCUCUCAAACAACGCAUUCAACGGCAGUAUUUCUUCUUCCAUUUCAAAUUUGACUCAGUUAACGUAUCUAAACCUUGCUAAUAACUCCCUUUCUGGUAAAAUCCCAGAUCUCAAUCUCUCCAGUCUGCAACAAUUAGACCUAGCGUACAAUAAUUUGACUGGAAAUGUACCAAAGUCACUUCAGAGAUUUCCCCGUUCAGAUUUCCUUGGUAACAAUGUUACUUUCACAAAUUCUCCUUCAGCUAUUCCAGUUGGCCCACCUGCUUCUCAACCGUCUCCAUCUCAAUCAUCUCCAUCUCCAUCUCAAUCGUCUUCAAGUGGUUUUACGCUCAGUGAAUCAGCGUUACUGGGUAUUAUAAUAGGCGCCUGCGUUCUGGGGUUUGUGAUUUUUGCUUUAAUACUGAUUGCUUGCUUCUCUCAAAAGAACGGCGGUGGUCGUGGUGCUAGUGGCGGUGGUGGUGGUGCUGCUGCUGCUCCUGCGAAGGGGCUGAAAACCGAAAGGUCACUGGAAAAAACAAUUACAGGAGGCCAAGACGAUGAUAACAGGUUGGUUUUCUUUGGGGGUCGUAAUCAUGCAUUUGACCUGGAGGAUUUGUUGAGGGCUUCCGCUGAGGUUCUUGGGAAGGGGACGUUUGGAACAGCAUAUAAGGCGAUUCUGGAGGAUGUAACCACAGUGGUGGUGAAAAGGUUGAGGGAGGUUACUGUGGGGAAGCGGGAAUUUGAGCAGCAGAUGGACUUGGUUGGGAGUAUCAAACAAGAGAAUGUGGUUGAGCUUAGGGCAUAUUACUAUUCCAAGGAAGAGAAGCUCAUGGUGUAUGACCACUACAAUCAAGGGAGUGUCUCUGCAUUGUUACACGGGAAAAGAGGGGAGGACCGGAUUCCUUUAGACUGGGAAACUCGAAGAAGAAUUGCAGUUGGUGCUGCAAGAGGCAUUGCUCACAUUCAUACUGAAAAUGAUGGGAAACUUGUCCAUGGGAACAUAAAGUCCUCCAAUAUCUUUCUUAACUCCCGAAAGUAUGGUUGUGUAUCUGAUCUUGGCCUUACAACACUGAUGAGCCCAGUGGCAGCUCCUAUCUCUCGUGCUGCAGGUUACCGAGCCCCAGAAGUGGUAGACAGCCGAAAAGCAACCCAGCUUUCUGAUGUCUAUAGCUUUGGUGUGGUUUUGCUUGAGCUUCUGACUGGGAAAUCUCCUGUCCAUGCCACUGGAGCUGAUGAGGCUGUCCACUUAGUGCGAUGGGUCCAUUCUGUAGUCCGAGAGGAGUGGACUGCAGAAGUGUUUGAUGUUGAACUGAUGAAAUAUCCUAACAUCGAGGAAGAAAUGGUGGAAAUGCUACAGGUAGGAAUGGCAUGUGUGGCAAGGAUGCCAGAGAAAAGGCCAAAGAUGCCUGAGGUAGUUAAAAUGGUGGAGGAUAUUCGACGGGUUGACAACAAAAACCGUCCAGUUCCUGAAAUAAAAUCAGAAACUUCAACCCCAACACCAACACCAACGCCAACACCACCAACACCAUCCGUUAUUGAGAUGGCAUCAUCUUCUGGAACACAGUGAGGCUAUUUUCUUUGACAGUCUCUUACCUUUCCCUCCCUUGCUCCCUCUUUUAAAUUUCUUGUAUCCUGUUAUGUGCUCUUAUUUCAAUUAUUCUUAGCCAAAUGUGUCAGCUGUUUAUUGUUUUCUUUUACAUGAUAAGAUCAUUUAUAUGAACUCAACUCAUUUUGGCCUUC